UGUGGCCAUAUCGGUUACCGUACAACGUCAUCAUUCUGCGACGGCGCGUAAUAACUUAUCCCUAUGCUAUAUUGAUUAUUCUACCUGUUCUGUUUCUUAGCUUAUUUAUCAGCGUUGAUGCAGAUAUCGAAAAUGUGACGUUUACGUUUCCAGGAUGUAUUAUCUCAUUCGAAUCCAAAAGGCAAAAUAAUGAUCCAGUCUUGGUGAGCUGCUGGCCUAACAUCCCCUAAAGCAGUCCGAGUCGCAUCACACCAUGCUGUUCUCUCUGCGUGAGCUGGUUCAGUGGCUCGGCUUUGCCACCUUCGAGCUCUUCCUCCAUCUUGGCGCACUGCUCGUAUUCAGCAUGCUCGUGGCUCUGCGUGUGGACAAGGUGCCCGACCUGAAUUGGUGGCUGGUGUUCGUGCCGCUGUUCGCCGCAGACGGCCUCAGCACCUACUUCACGGCCAUCGUCUCCAUCCGCCUGUAUCAGGAAGGCGAGGAGCGGCUGGCGGUUCUGCGUCUGCUCUGGGUGCUCACCGUCCUCAGCCUCAAACUGGUGUGUGAGGUGCUGCUUUGCCAGAAACUAGCUGGCUCCAAUCAGACGCGUGACCUGCUCUUCGGCCUCGUAGUCUCGCCACUGUUCGUCCUCCUGCAGCUGCUCAUGAUCCGCGCAUGCCGUGUGAAUUAAUGUGGACAUGACCGACCAUUGCCAUUUUAACUGUUUGACUUUACUCAUGUGAACUUGAAUCAAUGUUUUUAAUCGUUAUUUGCUCAUGUGUACAUUUUAAAUCAGAAAGCGAUUUGGGUACAGUUCAGAGCUGCAGUGUAAAUGAUAUUCAUACUUUUUUUUUCUUUUUUUUAAGUAUGGUUUUGGCUCAAAUGUAUAAACGGUGUCAUUGCAGCCCGUAAAUCCACUGUGGGUGUGUGCGCAUGUUUUUCGUUUUGCUUUUCUUUUUUAUUUCCGAUGUCCUAAAUGCUGAAUGAUGUUCCUUUCUCUCUCUCUCUCUCAGAAUGAUGUUGCUCCUAUUCCGUCUAUGUAAUGACAAGACCAUGUGUGUGUGCGUGUGUGUAUAUAUUGUGAAUAAACUGACGUACAUACA
Molecule: messenger RNA, 1079 nt
Organism: Neoarius graeffei (lesser salmon catfish)
Lineage: Eukaryota; Metazoa; Chordata; Actinopteri; Siluriformes; Ariidae
Gene: tmem203
Product: transmembrane protein 203
Exons: 2
Coding region: 254-667 (137 amino acids)
Biological process (GO): intracellular calcium ion homeostasis
Cellular component (GO): endoplasmic reticulum
Source: RefSeq, a predicted model, not a curated record